Messenger RNA from Aaosphaeria arxii CBS 175.79, 1118 nucleotides. RefSeq lists its product as uncharacterized. The coding region runs from base 312 to 971 and encodes 219 amino acids. Lineage: Eukaryota; Fungi; Ascomycota; Dothideomycetes; Pleosporales. The record is from RefSeq and is a predicted model, not a curated record. The transcript has a single exon.
GAAAGUUGAGCGUUUUGACGUUCCGGAAAUUUCAAUGCAUGUGGCAAUCAGAGAUGCGCUCCAGAGAUAUGGAACCGACUGUCCUGUGGCACAGGCAUUUUUCAAUAUCAAGCCCUGUGAUAUUCAAGAAACCUAGGUUGUCAUCAGAUGGGUCGAGAACGAGGAACUUCCCCACAAGGCGUAGCGCAGUGUGUAUUCGAUAGGAAAGAAGAUAAACAAAUAGGAAGGAUUGGGGGCGACGUAUUGAUAGAGAGUUGCCUCAAAAUGAGAUUCUGACAACUCAAAAAAAAGAAAAUGGUUACUCGAUCAAUAUGAAAUGUUACCAUAAGAAGCUUAUGUAUAUCUCAUUGCACAGUUUUGAACUUUGGCCGUUUAGUUCUGAAUCGGCCGCCAGAAGUGAGGCGUCUGCAAUGUCCUCCCACAUUUCAUUUAUGCAGCCUCGAAGGACCACCACAAUGCAGCCUCCACGGUACCAUGCUCACCGGACGCACAGAUCAGCCACACAUGAACAUGAUAAUAGCUCAGAUCAUAGCGCCAGGAGGUUUAUACUCGGGUCAUCUACCGAAUGUAUAGUAAGACAAGAAGCUUUAGUGAAGGACAAUGCCGCUAGUAUCUGUCUGCAUCCAGGCAAGCCUCACACCGGAAUUAUCUACAAGGCUGAAGGACUUCCUUAUACAUCGCGAGACAAUAGUGCAUCGAUCCGGCCCGGCUCAUUCAAUUGUCCUCCAAUACUGCAGCUAUUCCGAAAUGUGAUAGCUUUGACGCAGGACAAUCUGACUCUAGCUGCAGGUCUUUACAAUUCACCACUGAAGGACUUAUCACGGACUCAUGAAUUUCCCAAUCGAGCACUCCUUUUGCCUGCUUUUGUUCGAGUAGAAUACCCAACGUCUAUGUCAUCUUUGGUUAUGCUUUUUUCGUCGCCCUGUCGCCCUUUCUGUCGAUCAACCGGUCUUUGCACGUCCGGUAACUAGAGAAAGUCAUACCAUGAAGCCUCCACAUACGUACUUCGAUAUCACCAAAUCCUUCUCACCACCCUGAUUCUUCUACGUCAAUUCGACUCCCGAACCCUUUCGGCCUCCACGGACGUCAGGAAAUGAAGCUCACAUCGCCCAUUCUCC